ACGACUACUGCUCACGCUCAUAUGCGGAGAUCUGGCACGUACUAGGUAGGCACGUGCCGUCACAACUCACAACAACACGCGGCGACUUGAUCCCACGGGCGCACCGAUGGUUGACUCCGGCGUGGCGAUAGCUCUCGGCGUGGUCGGGCUCCUCGUGGCGGUGCUCGCGAUCGCCUGGGCGGUGCGGUGCGCCGUCGCCCGGCGGCGCACCGAGGAGGCGAAGCAGGCCGUCGGCGUCGGCGCGGGGCUGCUGGACAAGGAGGCCGUCGUCGUCGACGUCGAGGCCAAGCGCGAGGAGCCGCCGCUCUGCGCGAUAUGCAAGGGGCCGCUGGCGGCGGGCGGGGGGAGGUGCCGGCGGCUGCGCGCGUGCGGCCACGUCUACCACGCCGAGUGCGUCGACCUGUGGCUCCAGCGGAAGCCGAUCUGCCCGCUGUGCCGGGCCGGCGUCGUGCUCUCGCGGACGGACAUCGUCGACGCCAUCGUGUGA
Messenger RNA from Triticum dicoccoides, 487 nucleotides. Its product is annotated as RING-H2 finger protein ATL56-like. The record is from RefSeq and is a predicted model, not a curated record. The transcript has a single exon. Lineage: Eukaryota; Viridiplantae; Streptophyta; Magnoliopsida; Poales; Poaceae. Bases 107 to 487 code for a protein of 126 amino acids.